AGGUCAUCGAAUGUAUUGUCACCAAACGUUCGAACUAUUCGUAGUUUGUGGAGGAAAGACACAAGAUGGAAUUUGAUGCCCACAGGAACACAACCGACUCAGACGAGUCUGUGUAUGGCAGUGCGGAUGAGCUUCCGUCUGAUAUCGACGUGUCCGAUGCUGGAGAUAAUCACCAUCAAAGUUCAGAUAACACAAGCGUGCCAAAUGGAAACAGAAAGGUGUCAGCAGGAGAACGAUCUCUGGAAGACGUGAACAGGCAAAUCUUUGAAUUAUUUGCCAAACCAUACUUGGAUCGUCAAACGGAUUCACAAGACGCUUUACUGGAUAUAAUGGAAAACAUAAUUACAUUUAGUGUACAAAUGCUUGGAGAAAGAGUGAAAAUAUAUGCCGAAAAAGCGUAUCAUCUGAGUAAAGAUGGGUCAGUCCAUGGCACGGCCAUACAAAACAUGCUCCGGUUCUAUGAAGACUCCCUUAUGCAGGGAUUCAGACAGAUGGAUGUUCAGGUUCCUCGUCAGCUUGAAGCCCCAUCACUCUGUUAUGGUUCACACAACACACGGCUCCAGCAUGUUAUCCACGACUGCUACCACGUUAUUCGCAGGGAUCUAAUGCUGGACCGUACAACACUGCUGGACCAAAUGGUCCAAGAUGACCUCAUAUCUACCACAGAUGCAUCGAGUAUACGAAAUGACAGAAGGCGGAACGAACGUUUCCUACAUUACUUGCGUGGAAGGAUGUCGUCUGUGGCAUUUGAACAGAAAUUUCUUCCAAUCCUGAAAAAAGAGCAUCCGAAUUUAGAGGAAACUCUCAGAAGAAGUCUCUCAGGUUUUACAGGCACUGACGUCCCUCGUAAAUGUUCUGUGUGUUUCAUGAAAGACACAGUUGAACUUCGUUGCAUUGCAGAGGACAUGCUAAGCAACAAUGUCAUUACAGUUUCAGAGACAGAUGACAUGAGGAACGAUGCACUCAGCCACGAAGACAAAUGGAAACUGUUGCAAGGACACGUUAAAGACUUCAGAGCUUUUGUAAACAGCUUAAAGAAGAAAUACGAAAACGUUUACCAGCGGUUAAUAGCCGAUGAAGCCAACUCAUUUCAGUGCUUGUGUCAGAGGUCAGAUGUUGAUUGGACACAUCUUGAUUCUGGGGACGUUACAGAUAAAGCAUCAGUUUUUACAGCUGAUGAUGCAGCACGUGGUGGGCUUGGUAGCUCGUUGUACGAUCGUGUGGCCAAUCGUAUUUUCCCCUUACUUGCUCAACGGUUUCAAGAAUAUUUCUACAUUUUCAAGGAAAGCCCAGACUUCAAAAAUGCUGUUAAUCAAGAAAUGAGUUCUGUCUCAGGCAACUCGGUCUCCAACCUUUUUUCACAAGUUUCAGCAUAUCCCCGCUUCACUGUUCCUCCACCCCUGCCAGGAACAACCUUACCGAUACCACGGGAAAUGUCAACAGUUGGUUAUCGUCAACCAUACAUGCUUGGAACGUUUACGGGUACCUCACAGCAAGGGAUGCCACCUGUUGGAUCAUUACAGUAUCCAAUGGCACUUCCUGGUCCACCGCCAGUCAUAAGGACACAGCUGCCUGCACCAUCUACCUUCAGCUACCCAGUGCCACCACCACAGCCACCACCAACACCAUCACCAGUGCAGUAUCUACCGAUUCCUGGACCAAACUGGAACACCGAGGUUUCACGAACAAAUGAUCCUGCUUUAGUCCUACCUGCACUACCAGCAGAGGAGAGAGCUAAGCCAACAUUUGAAACCAUAAAAGAAGAGGCAAAUGAGGGGUUUGGUAUGGAUCUUCAGGCUGAAGCGAGACUCCAGAAUUUGGGAAACAGACUGUACCCAAAGGUGGACUUCAUGACUUCUGCAAACCCAAGGAAAAUAACAGGAAUGCUUCUAGAGCUUGACAUCGACACGAUUGAAAGACUGAUAACAUCACCAGAAGAACUCAGGUUAAAAGUUGAGGAAGCUGAACACAUUUUAAAGAAGCACCUUGACAAGGACAAGACCCAGUGAUAUCAAUCAAAAUCUUCUCUACAUCAUAUUACAUCCUGUGUUUUAGAAUGCACUACAUCCAGUCAAAGCAUUUGAAUUUUUUUUCAAGUCACUUACCGAGUUUAGUGUAUGCCGCUUUUAGCAACAUUUCAUCAAAUAUCACAGUGUGGGACCCAAGAAAAGGGCUUCACAUUUCGUUCCCAUGUGGGGAAUCAACCCGGGUCUUUAGCGUGACGAGCGAACACUUUACUAUCUCUAUGCUACCCCACCACCCCACAUCAAGGUGGAAGAAAUGGUAUGUGUGGUACUUGAAAGGACUGGUGACUGACGACAAUCAAUCAGGCAGCUGAUCCUUCAAAGACUUCAUACUCCAUGCUAACACUUGACUUACUUCAAAUGCUAAGAUACUGGAAGACAUAACACAUCUUAACAUUACUUUGUCUCCAGAAGUUGGUUCUUGCAUAUUGUCAACAGACAAACAAAUGAAGAUCGUUUCCAAGGUUACGGGGUUGGUAUUGCCAUAUAAGUGAAAUCUAAACUUUUCAUAUUUCCACAUAAGAGUCUGUGUAUUGAAAAUAAAUAUAUACUGUCAUACUUA
Haliotis rubra (blacklip abalone) is the source of this 2586-nucleotide messenger RNA. RefSeq lists its product as uncharacterized. The transcript is spliced from 10 exons. Gene Ontology annotation, molecular function: RNA binding. Bases 66 to 2009 code for a protein of 647 amino acids. Lineage: Eukaryota; Metazoa; Mollusca; Gastropoda; Lepetellida; Haliotidae. The record is from RefSeq and is a predicted model, not a curated record.